Messenger RNA from Esox lucius (northern pike), 2096 nucleotides. RefSeq names its product mitochondrial methionyl-tRNA formyltransferase (gene mtfmt). NCBI's taxonomy places the organism in Eukaryota, Metazoa, Chordata, Actinopteri, Esociformes, Esocidae. Gene Ontology annotation, molecular function: methionyl-tRNA formyltransferase activity. Bases 247 to 1458 code for a protein of 403 amino acids. The transcript has 9 exons. The record is from RefSeq and is a predicted model, not a curated record. Gene Ontology annotation, biological process: conversion of methionyl-tRNA to N-formyl-methionyl-tRNA; biosynthetic process. Gene Ontology annotation, cellular component: mitochondrion.
AGUAUGGUGUAAAGUCAAGAAAAAAAACAUGGCUGCGCCUGUAGGUUGUAAUGCUAUAACUUUCACUCUUACAUGAAUGCGUAUUAAUGUUCGACAGUCGUGGACUAUAAUUCAAUAUAACUAUAGUUAAACAUGUUAAUAUAUUAAAUGUCUCAAGUGUGUUGAGAAAUUAAAUAGCCUUAACACUCGAUCGUGCUGGCUUGCGAUUCUUUACAUUAUCAGAGAUGUCGGAACAAUAACUUGAGAAUGUGGAACAAUGUCAACAAAAAUAUAUUAUGUCUGAAAGUACUUCGUGGCCUUUGCAAUUGCUGCGUCCAGAGGUAUGCAUCUGUUGGAGUGUGGGUCAAAAGAACGCAGGAAAAGCACAGACAUUGUGGAGAAAACCCUAGCAAGAACAGUCUACUUCUUGUCACUAGGAAUUACUCAUCGACAAGACCACCUUGGAGGGUGCUUUUUUUUGGAACGGAUGAUUUUGCUGUGGAAUCCCUCAAAAUGCUCUCAGCAUCUAGGGAGUCGAAUGACGGAGUGGUGAAGUCACUGGAAGUCGUCACACUAUCCAAGGACGUUGCUGUAAAGAAGUUUGCUGAUCAGAACAAACUGCCUGUUCACGUCUGGCCUGUUGGGGACCUUCAAAGGCGGUUUGAUGUCGGGGUAGUGGUGUCGUUUGGCUGCUUGCUUCGGGAAGGACUUAUCAACCAGUUUCCAUUUGGUAUCCUGAAUGUGCACCCCAGCCUUCUACCCAGAUGGCGAGGCCCCGCCCCUGUGUUCCACACCAUCCUACAUGGAGAUUCUGUCACUGGGGUCACCAUCAUGCAGAUACGGCCCAACAGGUUUGACGUCGGUCCUAUUCUUCAUCAGGAGGUCUACCAGGUUCCAUGCAACAGCACAUCUGAUCAACUAGGUGUUACUCUGGCCCUCAAGGGAGCCCAGCUGUUGAUUGACACAUUGAGGAACCUUCCAGAGAGAAUCAAAAACCGAAGGGAGCAAGCAAAAGACGGUGCCACUUUAGCCCCUAAAAUCAGCACCUCAAUGAGCUGGGUGUUAUGGGAGGAACAGACCUGUGACCAGAUUGACUGCCUAUUUCGUUCCAUCGGAUCCCGGAUCCCACUGAGAACCAUUUGGAUGGGCAAGACCAUAAAGCUGCUGGAUUUUACUGGGAAAUGUAACAUUUCACUCUCAGGUCGUGGAAAGACACCUUUGCCGGGAUCAAUAAGUUAUCUCAAAGAAUCCAACACAUUAGCUGUCUGUUGUAAGGACGGCUGGGUGGGAUUCAAGACCGUCCUGCUGAAAAAGAAGUUGUCCGCUGCGGACUUCUACAACGGAUAUCUCCAUCAGAGCUUCCAGAAAAUAUCUCCAAAGCAGGAGUGCCUGUUUCAUAGCAACACAGGCAGAACCAAACAUAAUUCUAAAGUGGGGAACUCACUGACAAAGCAACAAAAUGUGGGUUACAUGUCAUGACUGACCACAGAACCAAUGUACUUUGAUGUUAUUUGAGAAGAUAGAUUUCCUAUCAAAGAAGAAUUAUAAUUGUCUGUUUUAAGACAAUCUGUUUGAAAGAGUUCUUGAAACUGAAAGUAGGGCAUACUAUAGCUCUAAAUAAAAGGAAAAUGUAGGACUGAAAAUAUGCUAAUGUUGUAUUUAUUCAGGUAGGACAUCCCAGUUUCAGAAGUAAUUCUCCUGUUUUGUGCCUACCAGACACAACAUACAGUGUGCAAUUUCCUGAUAAUCUGUGGAACACACAAUGUGUAAUAAUGAAUGUGAUAAUUGGUGAUUUCCUGGAGUCACUGGUGUGAUUGUAAGGUUGUUUUGUCGAAUAUGAAACCGUUAAUGCAGACUACCAAAAGAAUUGUAUUUGCAUGAAUUAACAUUCUAAAAUGUUAAUCUAACCCAUUCCCUUAUUACAAUGUUAUGUAUUGGAAAUUGUAAAAUUAAUUUCACAGUUGUAUUAAUACAGAGCUGGCUGGGUCAGUUUUAGAGAUUUUCCCAUUCCAGAAGGAGUGGUCGUAUUCAUGUUUGAAUCCCACUUCAACAUUAUUGUUGAACAUUUGAUUGCAAUGGCACACUGAUUAAAUACUACAGACAUAAAAUACUAGUCC